Anopheles marshallii is the source of this 336-nucleotide messenger RNA. RefSeq lists its product as uncharacterized. Gene Ontology annotation, cellular component: cytosol. The record is from RefSeq and is a predicted model, not a curated record. Bases 1 to 336 code for a protein of 111 amino acids. NCBI's taxonomy places the organism in Eukaryota, Metazoa, Arthropoda, Insecta, Diptera, Culicidae. The transcript has a single exon.
AUGGCCCUCAAGUCCGAUUCCGUGUUCGAGCGUAUCGCUAAGCGCCUGGAGACGAUCGACCCGAACAACCGUCAGGUGCAGCAGAUCUACAAGUUCCGCAUUCAGCAGAACGGUAAGGUUGUGAAGACCUGGGUGCUGGACCUGAAGGCUGUCAAGCUGACCGAGGGUGACGGUGCGGCGGAGGCCACCCUUACCAUGGAGGAUGACAUCAUGUUCGCACUCGGCACGGGCGCAAUGCCGGCGAAGGAGGCCCUCGCCCAGGACAAGCUGGAUGUGGAGGGACAGGUCGAGCUGAUCUUCCUGCUGGAGCCGUUCAUUGCUUCGCUCAAGAAGUAA